This is a messenger RNA of Ogataea philodendri, 330 nucleotides long. RefSeq lists its product as uncharacterized. The transcript has a single exon. The coding region runs from base 1 to 330 and encodes 109 amino acids. Lineage: Eukaryota; Fungi; Ascomycota; Pichiomycetes; Pichiales; Pichiaceae. The record is from RefSeq and is a predicted model, not a curated record.
AUGUUCAUCGAUCCCCAGUUGGAAUUAUUGGCACUGUUAUUCCAAAUGCUGGAACCAAAACUCGUGCUUCUUGCGCGCGAGAGAUCAAACCCAAGAUGCGGAGGCGGGUCCUGUGGUGAGUCGGCGGUUCCAAUUCGGUCGAUGCUCGAUCCGUUAGACCUGAUGUGCCGCUGGCUGUUGAUGGAUCCAAAAAACUUGGAAGAGUCCCGCAUGCUGGGCGACGUAGACAUCCCAGGAACAAGUCCGUUCGGGAAUACCUGGUCGUCGGUCGUACCCGGAAUGAUUGGAUUCACUGUUGUUGGAAGCCCAAACAUCAUGUUGUCGUUGUAG